CUUAAAGCCCUCUUUUCAUGGUCCGCCAUUAGGAGUGUGCCUGUGGUGGGUUGAACGCCAAAAUGCAAAUUUUCGUAAAAACCCUCACGGGGAAGACCAUAACCCUCGAGGUUGAGCCUUCAGAUACUAUUGAAAAUGUCAAGGCAAAAAUCCAAGAUAAAGAGGGUAUCCCUCCAGACCAGCAGAGGUUGAUCUUUGCAGGGAAGCAGCUUGAAGAUGGACGCACACUCUCUGACUACAACAUUCAGAAGGAAUCUACUCUGCACUUGGUGUUGAGGCUGCGUGGUGGUGCCAAGAAGAGGAAGAAGAAGUCUUACACCACCCCCAAAAAGAAUAAACAUAAGAGGAAGAAGGUCAAGCUUGCUGUGCUGAAGUACUACAAGGUUGAUGAGAAUGGUAAGAUCCACCGUCUGAGGCGCGAGUGCCCAGCUGACGAGUGUGGUGCUGGCGUUUUCAUGGCCAGCCACUUUGAUAGGCACUACUGUGGCAAGUGCUGUCUCACCUACUGCUUCAACAAGCCCGAGGACAAGUAGAAAGGGGAUUGGCUCCAUGGUGUCAAAAUAAAAACGUUAAAAAUCC
Messenger RNA from Lampris incognitus (smalleye Pacific opah), 579 nucleotides. RefSeq names its product ribosomal protein S27a (gene rps27a). The coding region runs from base 63 to 533 and encodes 156 amino acids. Gene Ontology annotation, molecular function: structural constituent of ribosome; protein tag activity; ubiquitin protein ligase binding. The record is from RefSeq and is a predicted model, not a curated record. Gene Ontology annotation, biological process: translation; modification-dependent protein catabolic process; protein ubiquitination. Gene Ontology annotation, cellular component: ribosome; cytoplasm; nucleus. The transcript has 6 exons. Lineage: Eukaryota; Metazoa; Chordata; Actinopteri; Lampriformes; Lampridae.